Messenger RNA from Trichogramma pretiosum, 1885 nucleotides. Its product is annotated as zinc finger protein OZF-like. NCBI's taxonomy places the organism in Eukaryota, Metazoa, Arthropoda, Insecta, Hymenoptera, Trichogrammatidae. The record is from RefSeq and is a predicted model, not a curated record. Gene Ontology annotation, molecular function: zinc ion binding; chromatin insulator sequence binding. Bases 168 to 1790 code for a protein of 540 amino acids. The transcript has 3 exons. Gene Ontology annotation, cellular component: chromosome. Gene Ontology annotation, biological process: regulation of transcription by RNA polymerase II.
ACAGCCGCUAACGAGGACUGAGGAGCUCAAUUCCUACAGUGAACUAAUGUUUACAAAUUGGUCAACUCGAGGUAUGGUCUUGGUUACUCGAGGCACAUAACCUCCAUUAUUUUCCAAGUGCAAAUCGUGAAAAUUUACAGUGAUUACUCGUAAUCAAACGAGUGACAAUGGAAAGCGGAGCGGACGCGGUUAGGGCGAAAAAAGAACCUAAUGAUUUUUGGUCAGAUGCAGACAAUGAUUAUGAUCCUAAAUCGGUGAAAUCUAGUAGACCAAUAAACUUGGACACAUUCCAGUUUACACCAGCUAAUAUCCCGAAUGAGGCUAUGGGGUUACAAGAAAAAUCAAACGAAAAAAUAUUCGUAGAAUUUGAGUGCAAAGAUGUGAAACCUGAACUGAAACCUUUAUCAACAACCAUUUGCAAAACUGAGUAUCAAAGUUACCCAUCUAUUGUAAAAAUAGAAAAACCAAUUCAGACAAAUUAUUUUUUUAACAAAGUUCUGAUAGUUUUGAUAAAAAAGCAGUUUGAUUAUGAUAAUAACUGUCAAUUCAAAGUAGAUUCCCGAUUAAAUGAAUGUAGAAUUUGUCAUAAAUCAUUUGGCCGCAAGUAUCACCUUAAAUCUCACUUAACUGCAGUACAUUAUCUUAGCAAACCCUUUGAAUGUGGAAUUUGUCAUAAAUCAUUUGGAUACAAAAGUCAUCUCAAUACUCACAUAAUGACAGUGCAUGACCGCAGCAAACCCUUCGAAUGUGGUGUUUGUCACAAGUCAUUUGGACACCAACAUCACUUUAAAACGCAUACUGAUGCAGUUCAUAAACGUAGCAAGCUCUUUGAGUGUGAUAUUUGUCACAAAUCAUUUGGGUACCAGCAUAUACUUAAAGAUCACAUAAAAGGAGUACAUGAUCGGAAAAAACCCUUUGAGUGUGACAUUUGUCAUAUAUCAUUUGGACAAAAAAGUCACCUUAAAUCUCACAUAAAUACAAUACAUGAUCGGAAAAGACCGUUUGAAUGUGAAAUUUGUCACAAAUCAUUUGGACUAAAAAGUGACCUUAAAAGACAUAUAAGUGCAGUACAUAAUCAGAGCAAACCCUUUGAGUGUGAGAUUUGUCACAAAUCAUUUGGACAAAAAAGGUACCUCAAAGCUCACGUAAAUGUGGUACAUCAUCGUAGCAAAAUCUUUGAAUGUGAUAUUUGUCACAAGUCAUUUGGAUAUCAAAAUAAUCUCAAAACUCACAUAAACGUAAUACACUAUGGUAACAAACCCUUCGAGUGCGGGAUUUGCCACAAAUCAUUUGCACAGAAAAUACAUCUCAAUGUUCACAUAAAUGCAGUACAUGAUCGUAGCAAACCCUUUGAAUGUGAGAUCUGUCACAAAUCAUUUUCAAGCCAGAGUUACAUCAAUAUUCAUAUUAAUUCAGUCCAUGAUCGAAGCAAACCCUUUGAGUGCGAGAUGUGUCACAAAUUAUUCGGCUAUAAGAGUGAUCUCAAAAAACAUAUAAAUACAGUACAUAAUUGUAUCAAACCCUUUGAAUGUGAAAUUUGUCACAAAUCAUUUGGACAGAAAAUUAGUCUCAAAUCUCACGUAAAUGUGGUACAUCAUCGUAGCAAAAUCUUUGAAUGUCAUAUUUGUCACAAAUCAUUUGGACUAAAAGCAAUUAUUGGUAGCAAACCCUUCCAGUGCGAUAUUUGCCACAAAUCAUUUGCACAGAAAAGGCAUCUCAAUUAUCACGUAAAUUCAAUACACGAUCGUAGCAAAACAUCAAGUGUUAAAUCUGUGCAGAGAAAUUUGUAAGCAUUUAAGACCUCGAAAAUUUUAUAAAAAAUUCUUAUCAAUAUCCUGUAAUAAUGCCUUAAAAACAAUAAAACAUUUCAAACUGUGCAUACUUA